CAGCCCGGGCGCAGCGCGGCGCGGCCGCCUCCUCCUCCUCCUCGGCGCCGGCGGGACCCCCCCCGCCCCGUCCCCGGCCGCGCCGCGGCCAUGGCCGAGCUCAAGUCGCUGGGCGGCGAGGCGUACCUGGCGCUGGCCCCGGGCUACGGCCCGUCGGCUUUCGCCUACGGCGCGGUGCGCGGCGGCGGCGGCGAGGGCCCGCGGGGGGCCUACGCGGGGGGCGGCGGGGCGGACUUCCACGGCGGGGCGCUGGGCAAGUCGGCGGAGAGCAGCGGCGAGCAGAGCGGCGACGAGGAGGACGGCUUCGAGGCGGCGGGGAAGGGCGGCGCGGCCUUGGAGCGGGAGGGCAAGCUGAAGGCGGGCGCGCUGGGCAAGAAGCCCAAGGAGCAGCGCUCGCUGCGCCUCAGCAUCAACGCGCGGGAGCGGCGGCGGAUGCACGACCUCAACGACGCCCUGGACGGGCUGCGCUCCGUCAUCCCCUACGCGCACAGCCCCUCGGUGCGGAAACUCUCCAAAAUCGCCACGCUGCUGCUGGCCAAGAACUACAUCCUCAUGCAGGCGCAGGCCCUGGAGGAGAUGCGGCGGCUGGUGGCCUACCUGAACCAGGGGCAGGCGCUGGGCGCCCCGCUGCCCGCCACCCUCAACCCCUUCGCGCAGUCGGCCGUCUACCCCUUCGGCGGCGGCGCCGUGCCCGGCUGCCCCGAGAAAUGCACUGCCUUCACGGGAGCCGCCUCCGCCCUCUGCAAACACUGCAGCGACAAGCCCUGACUCCCGCCGGGGGGGGGCCGUCGGGUCGCGUUGUCUUUCGGCGCGCUUUUCUUCCCGCUGGCUUCCUACCAUCAGUUAAGUCCGGGUUUUCUUUUUGUUUGUCUUUCUUAAAUAACUGCAACACCCCCCCUCCCCCGGUUUGGAAAUAUUUGGCAGUUUAUUUGGACUCAAACACACUUUAAAAUUCAUUUAAUUUAACCCCCCCCCCUCCCCGGCUCAACUUUGUGUAGAGUUAUUUCCUUCCCAGCCUGUUAACAGACUGCGAGCGUAACGCUGCCCUGCCGCUUGCUCUCACCGCACAGUUCUCCAGCAGUUUCUAAACAAAACUGUAGAAAGGGAGAGGUGGAGCUGGAAAAGAAACCUCAGCUGGUUUCCUUUAGAAUGAUCGACCUGGGUAAAAAGUUUUUCAAAAAGAAGGAAGGGAAAAAACAAAAAGGCCCCAGAGCUAUGCAAGGUUUCAGAGUCGCAUCUGGAGCAGGGGGGUCCUGUGCACCCAGCUGGGAUUUGACUGUACCUGCCAAUCCCAAAUGUCAGUCGGUCGGCUCACGGGAGGGGGGAGCGUGGUGUACCGAUAAAACCACAGGUGCUUCUGAAUAAGAUGCAUUUAUGUGUUCUUUCUUUUAAAACAAAGCAAGAACCCAUUCGUGAACUGAGAGAAAUCCUUGAUUGUAUUCUGCUGCCUGCUUUUUUGCCUGUUGCUCAGCUUGGUUGAGUUUUCGGAUGUUUUCCAAAGUCAUCUCUCAUCAUGGUAAACAAAACAAAAGGUCACUUAACGUAUUUAUAUGUAUUUAUAAUAAAUAAAAGACAUGAAUACCUGCUCUCUGUCCUACAUGUCUCUAAUCCAGUUGGCAGUCUAAGCAAAGCUCCUGCUGAAGUAAGGUUGAACAGGGACGGCAGCAAAGCAAAGCAGUCCUUUGCAGAGGGUCAGCGUGGUAGUUAGGUAAAUGAAAAAGCUUAAAAAGCUUCUGGACAUCUGACUCCUUAUCAGCAGGAUUUUGCCUUUUCUCCAGUUUGUCUCAUGGAUCUUGAGCACACAGAAAAUGUCACUUAAGCCCAGCAUUUACAGUUACGUAGGUAGAGACUGACCUUGUGCGCUUGGACACUUGCUGGGGAGGGCUUUGCCCUCGAAGCUGGAGUUGUGUUUAAAAGGGGUUAUUGUACUUUCAGCUCAGCUCCAAGGGCACCCAUUUAAAACACGGCAGGGAAGGAAAUUGCUUAAAGACUGCUUUUCCCUUUUGCUUGGUUUUCUAUUGUAUCUACAACUUGACUGUAGACUUGUGUGGGCUUCGGGCCACUUAAAUAUCAUCACUAAAGUAAUAAUCUCUUGCCAAGUGCUGGCUGCAUUGCUACGAGUUACCAAGUGAGUCCCAUACCGGCUAAGUUUUUGUUGUUGUGUUGGUUUGCUUGGGUUUUCUGUUUUAUUACAUUUAAUGCUUUGGUGCCUUGUAUGCUUCACUAAUCAUUAUAUAAUCAUAAUUGAGGUGCGUUCAGUGAUUUGUGUUCAGCUCGGAGUUACCCACCCAAUGUCAGAACAACCACGUAAACUGGUACAGCCGCAGCCCCAGGGGCUGGAGCUGUCCGUGGCCAUUUGUGUUAGGGUUGGGGUGUAACUAUUUAAGGUUAUUAAACCAAUUUCCAUGGCUGUCGCUACUGUUAUGCUAAUUUGAAAAGGACUGCCGUCCCUCUAAAGCUGCUUGUCUAUGGCACUUAAUUUUAAUUAAUACAUUUCCAAGAGACUUUUUGUGUUUGGAAAAUGAAGUGUGUGAUUAAGCCUCAUUCGUAAAGACAUAUGCUUAAAACUGGUUCCUGCUCAUUUCCAUUUUUACAUCUUCAUUUUGUCUUUUUUUACAGAACAGUUUUACAGAACAGUUUAUCUGUUGUACCUCUUUCCAUAAAAAAAGUCUUGAAAAUAUUCUUGCAAGGCAUCUGAUGAAGCUAAAGCCAACCAAAUCCCCUACUAAAGCAAAAAUGACUGGAAACUGCAAAUCAGCAAAGGUCACUUAAAAUUCUGCAGACUGAGUUGCUGCCUAAAACUAUUCUGAAUUCAGGGUCAGUUUAGCACAGAAUCACGAUUUUAAGGUAAAUAUUUAAUUUUGGUUAAAAUUACUGGAAAUUGAGCAGUUGGGGAUAUUUAAAUGGAGAAUAGUUUAACUGUUCUGUUUUCACUGAGACUUAAAAUAGCUGGAAAAUAAAUUACCUAAGUUUAAUAUUAAAUAUGGAUUUCAUUUUGUCAAAGACUUGUACUAAUAACAGUUUUUAUAAUUGCUUCUUUUUAAAAUAAUUACGACCAAAAAAGUGACUCACCUGUAAUUUCAGAGCCUGGAAAAAUCGUCAGUCUUAGAAAAAAGUUAUAUUUUGGAACUAUGUUUUUAGUACAGUGAUUAUUUAACUCUUUUCCUACAAUUUCCAUGAGAAGAAAGCUUGCUUAUAUUACCAUAUCUAUCUGGAGACUAAAAAAGAAAAUCUACCUUCUGAGAGUCCUUGAAAUAUUCAAAAGGCUCUUUUGGGAAACCACUUAGAAUCAAAUGAUGUUGUACUCAGAAGGCUAAAACACUGAAUUUCAAAUACAGAAGAUAAAACCUGCAGUAAAGAAAAUUGCAUAGAGAAAGUCGCAAGCUUGAGUAUCUAAGUACGGUUAAAGGGCUAGAUAUUAAAAAGGAAAAAUGUAGAACUUAUCAAAGCGAUACUGGAGUAACUCGUAAAACAUUGUUUAAAUGUACUUUGAAGAAGUACAGUUCUAUUAAUUCAAAUGUUAAAAAAAGUCUAAUAGUAACGCUUCCUUUUCCUGCAACAGAUACCCAAUUAAUGUUAAACAAACUUGACUAACUUCUCAGUUAAUCUGAAAGUUCAGUUCUGCGAGUUGUUUCUGGCCACCAUGGACUUGCAGUAUUUUAACUCUAAUUUUUAUACAGAGCUGAAACCCAUACUGAGCCCUUCUCAUCUCUUGUUGACAGGAAGGCAUCAAUUUCAGUAUGAUUUGCGCUUUGUGUUGUGCUGCUGCUAAAAACGCUGCCAAGUGAAUGCCUAAAACUGCAGGAAAGAAGGUUUUGUUGGGGCGGUGCGGAGGGGAUAAGCCAGCAUCUGACUAUUGCAUUUGUGUGUGCGAACCGUCAGUGUUAACCGUGCAAAUGUGCAUGGUUGUCUUGGGGAUGAGAUCCUGUAAUUUCUCAUUUGGUUUUCCCCUUCUCUGGCGUAUGAAAAAACUUUGAUUUUGUAUUCCAUGUUAGGAUUUAACUGUCUGCUUUUGGUUGCUGUUUCAGAGAAUAUAAAGAGUGGACUUCAAUAUGCUGAAAAUCUUUUAUUCUGCUAAAAUAUUCUUGUAAAAUAUGCUGCUUUUUUUCUUUUUUUAAGGAAGGAUUUAUGGUGUAUGCUCAGAUGGAACUGAAAUACAGAUCAUGUAUUCUGUCUAACCUUGUUAUCUUGGAUAUCUUGGUAUGUUCAUACUUCAUAGAAAACGCACCAAAUGCCAACUUUUAAUUAAAGAUAAUAUAUUGUUUUCUAA
Molecule: messenger RNA, 4270 nt
Organism: Dromaius novaehollandiae (emu)
Lineage: Eukaryota; Metazoa; Chordata; Aves; Casuariiformes; Dromaiidae
Gene: BHLHE23
Product: basic helix-loop-helix family member e23
Exons: 1
Coding region: 91-768 (225 amino acids)
Biological process (GO): sensory organ development; positive regulation of transcription by RNA polymerase II; axon development
Cellular component (GO): nucleus
Molecular function (GO): E-box binding; protein dimerization activity; DNA-binding transcription factor activity, RNA polymerase II-specific
Source: RefSeq, a predicted model, not a curated record